Messenger RNA from Cervus elaphus (red deer), 474 nucleotides. RefSeq names its product bone gamma-carboxyglutamate protein (gene BGLAP). Gene Ontology annotation, molecular function: calcium ion binding; hydroxyapatite binding; structural constituent of bone. Bases 63 to 365 code for a protein of 100 amino acids. NCBI's taxonomy places the organism in Eukaryota, Metazoa, Chordata, Mammalia, Artiodactyla, Cervidae. Gene Ontology annotation, biological process: response to vitamin K; bone development; regulation of bone mineralization. The transcript has 4 exons. The record is from RefSeq and is a predicted model, not a curated record. Gene Ontology annotation, cellular component: extracellular region.
ACAGUGCUGGAGGCCGGGAGAAGCAGACUGGCCGAGUCCACGCAGCCGCUGCCAGACACACCAUGAAAGCCCUUGUGCUCCUCGCCCUGCUGGCCCUGGCCACGCUCUGCCUCGCUGGUCGGGCAGAUGCAAAGCCCGGUGAUGCAGAGUCCGGCAAAGGCGCAGCCUUCGUGUCCAAGCAGGAGGGCAGCGAGGUGGUGAAGAGACUCAGGCGCUACCUGGAUCCUGGGCUGGGAGCCCCAGCCCCCUACCCAGAUCCGCUGGAGCCCAAGAGGGAGGUGUGUGAACUCAACCCUGACUGUGACGAGCUAGCUGACCACAUCGGCUUCCAGGAGGCCUACCGGCGCUUCUACGGCCCGGUCUAGGGCUCGCAGCCCUGCCGACCUGGCCGGCAGCCCCCAGCUCUGGCUUCUCUCCAGGACCCCUCCCCUCCCCAUCAUCCCCGCUGCUCUAGAAUAAACUCCAGAAGAGGAA